Fusarium oxysporum Fo47 is the source of this 2298-nucleotide messenger RNA. Its product is annotated as phospholipid:diacylglycerol acyltransferase. Gene Ontology annotation, biological process: triglyceride biosynthetic process; lipid storage. The coding region runs from base 166 to 2082 and encodes 638 amino acids. The transcript has a single exon. Gene Ontology annotation, molecular function: phospholipid:diacylglycerol acyltransferase activity. The record is from RefSeq and is a predicted model, not a curated record. Gene Ontology annotation, cellular component: cytoplasm; perinuclear endoplasmic reticulum. NCBI's taxonomy places the organism in Eukaryota, Fungi, Ascomycota, Sordariomycetes, Hypocreales, Nectriaceae.
GCCCACCCGCACCUAAAGUAGGUGUCCAUGGGCGUCAUAGCUACGAGCGACAUUUCUCAAAACUCCAACAAUUUCCCUAGUCUAUCUUGGUCGGGUUCUUUUUCCUCCCAAACAACUGACUAAAGAAGACGACGCCUCCCAGAGGCUUGUUCUUGGGUCGACAACAUGGCGAAAAAUCUGCGGCGCCGAAAUGUUCAGGGUCAAGAUGAAGAUACGAAAACGAACGAGAGCGACGAUGCUUCGAGGGAGGAAAGUUCAGCGACCGACCCGACAACGCACGUUCGUGUUGUCGAGCACGCCGUUCCAAAGACCCGGAAGCGGCGCAAUACCUUCAUUUUCUUUCUUGGUAGUUUGUUUGGAAUAAUCGCCGCCGGGUUUUUCGCUUCCAGCAAUGAUCUUAUCGACCUUCCCGAGUUCACCGACUUGUCCAUGGACAACCUAUUAGAUGCUCUGCCAGCUGGAUUGGUCAGGGACAUACGCGAUCUAAUCCAAGGCGAGCGCGACUUUGCAGAAUCAUAUGAGCCUUUCUCUGUCGGAACCAAAGCACGAGCUGAAGGUCUUGAAGCAUACCAUCCCAUGAUUAUGAUACCAGGCGUUAUUUCGACUGGACUCGAGUCUUGGGGAACCGCCAAUAUCUCAAAGGCUUACUUCAGGAAGCGACUUUGGGGAAGUUGGACCAUGAUGAAAGCCUUGGUCAUGGACAAGGAGGUCUGGAAGAAGCAUGUGAUGCUCGAUAAGAGGACGGGACUUGAUCCGCCAAACGUGAAACUAAGAGCUGCCCAGGGCUUCGAUGCCACCGAUUUCUUCAUCACAGGUUAUUGGAUUUGGAGCAAGAUCUUUGAGAAUCUUGCUUCGGUUGGCUACGACCCGACAAACUCCUUCACAGCUGCUUAUGAUUGGCGCUUGUCCUACCCUAACCUCGAGGUGCGAGACCGAUAUUUCACCCGACUCAAAUCACACAUUGAAGUUGCGCUGGAGGUGGACAACAGAAAAGUUGUCUUAGCAUCGCACAGCAUGGGCAGCCAGGUCUUGUUCUACUUUUUCCACUGGGUGCAAUCAGAGAGGGGCGGCCGCGGUGGUCAGGACUGGGUUGAGCGACAUGUUGAGGCUUGGAUCAACAUUAGCGGAUGCAUGCUCGGGGCAGUCAAAGAUUUGACUGCUGUACUGUCGGGUGAGAUGCGCGAUACAGCUCAGUUGAACCCCUUUGCGAUCUACGGCCUGGAAAAGUUUCUGAGCAAGGAAGAAAGGGCUGAAAUUUUCCGUGGCAUGCCCGGUAUAUCAUCUAUGCUACCCAUUGGUGGCAACGCCGUCUGGGGCAAUCUGACAUGGGCCCCAGAUGACUUGCCAGGUCAGAAUCGUUCGUACGGAUCUUUGUUGAACUUCAGAGUCGGGUCGAACUGGACAACCCCUGAUCGUAACUUCACUGUUGAGGAGGGCUUGUCCUACUUACUCAAUACGACUGAGGAUUGGUACCAGGAUCAGCUCAAGGGCAGUUAUUCUCGUGGCAUUGCCCACACUAUCGCCGAAGUCGAAGCCAAUGAGUUGGACCCCAAGAAAUGGAUCAACCCUCUUGAGACCCGACUACCACUUGCACCUAGCCUCAAAAUUUACUGCUUCUAUGGCGUCGGGAAGCCUACAGAGCGAGGAUACUAUUACAGGUCCCCUGACCAGCCUCUGAUGACGAAUCUCAACAUCACCAUGGAUACGGGCUUUACCGAAGGAGACGUCGAUCACGGCGUUAUCAUGGGUGAGGGCGACGGGACUGUGAAUCUCCUCAGCACCGGUUACAUGUGCAAUCAUGGCUGGAACAUGAAACGCUACAAUCCAGCAGGUGUCAAGGUCACAGUCGUUGAAAUGCCCCACGAGCCAGAACGUUUCAACCCUCGAGGAGGACCUCGUACAGCUGACCACGUCGAUAUUUUGGGGCGAUACAACCUGAACGAGCUGCUACUGCGGGUGGCUGGUGGAAAAGGUGACACGAUUACGAACUAUGUUGUCAGCAAUAUUAAAGAAUAUGCAUCUAGAGUCAAGAUUUAUGAUGAUCACCACGAAGAGAACGAGGAGGAAAAGAGGAAGUCAUAGAUUGAGUGCCUCACAGCGUUUUUGGUUGCGGCCUGGGUGGUGUUGAGGUAUUUGGUAAUGACUCUGCUGUUUUUGGCAGCGGUUGUUGUCUGGCGCUUGGGAGCAUUCACCUUGUAUGUUUUGCUUUGGCUUGGUAUCCUCAAACCCUGAUGCCAAAUAGGGAGAUCAAAGAGGGUCGCUUAAUUUGUAUUAACUCUGAAAAUAGCGAAAGUUUAA